Molecule: messenger RNA, 1530 nt
Organism: Aspergillus nomiae NRRL 13137
Lineage: Eukaryota; Fungi; Ascomycota; Eurotiomycetes; Eurotiales; Aspergillaceae
Product: putative C6 transcription factor
Exons: 3
Coding region: 1-1530 (509 amino acids)
Biological process (GO): regulation of DNA-templated transcription
Molecular function (GO): zinc ion binding; DNA-binding transcription factor activity, RNA polymerase II-specific
Source: RefSeq, a predicted model, not a curated record
AUGCGCCCGAAACUCACCAAGCGAGCCUGCGACGAAUGCAUUACCCGCAAAGUUAAGUGCAGCGGCGCCUGGCCCUGCGACACAUGCCGCAGUGCCCCAAAACAGGUGAAAUGCACAUACCUGAAACCGGCGCGUAGAAGAGGCCCCAAAGUUAGACGUCACACGGGCAAAAUCGAUUCUGUGAGCUUUGUUUCGGGGACGGAUGCUUCUACUUCGUUGAAUGUCGGUGCUUCGAACGAAAGUCAUGUUGGACAUAGGACGAUCUCUCGGUCAGUUCUCGAAACGGUGGUGCAUUGGUACCAGCAUUCAUCGUACAGUGUUUGGCCAGUAAUUGAUGCGGAGGUGCUUUUGCGGCGACUCGCGGACGACGACGAUGGCCAUGACACUGAUGUUUAUUGUCUCGCCACGGCGCUUUGCGCGGCGACGAUGGCGCAACUGCAGCUCCCACCAUUGACCGAUGACGGACAGGUUGUUGAUUGUGUUGCAAUGGCGAGUGAGUGCAUGAGGUUGCGUGAGGAGAGCAAUUAUAGAGAAAAUCUCGACAUGAAGAGUAUUCUUGUUUCGUUUUUCUUGCAUGUGUAUCAUGCGAAGAUCAAUAAGCGGAACUCGGCGAUGAUGUUCAUACAGGAGGCUAUCUCUGGCGCGAGGCUUUUGAAGUUAGAUGAAUGGGACCGUGAGACAAGGGCUGGUGGUGAUGAAGCCAUUGCGAAUGAGGAUAUUUUGUUCACUCUUCUCUGGGUUUCGGAGAGGGGCUAUGCAAUGCAUCUCGGACUCUUACCAUCGUAUACGAGCCCGAUUCGCUUACCGGAGGGAAUAUAUUCAGCAGGCAAUGAGCAUGCUCAAGGCUUACUGGAGCUAGCUAAACUCUUCGCAGCUUUUGAUAGCGUCUCUCUCAAGCGGAGUACCGGUGCUUUGAAUCCUGAUGUAAUCUCGACCGAUUGCCUUACGGAUACGGAAGCGGCGUUGUCUAUGCUUGCGCUAGGAGAGGGCGGCAGAGCAUCUGUCCGGAUGGCGGACUACUGCAUUACUAAGGAAUGGAUGAGGACUAUCAUCUGGCAGGAAGCAUUGUCUCGACAGAUGUUAUCCUCCAAAGCGUACUCCGAGCUUCUUACAUUCAAGUUCCCAACCCGUGUCAGUCGGGACCUCUUGUAUUCAUUACAAGGUUUCUCCGAGUUUGAUUUGUUGCCUCUGGGUCGUGAUCAGUUAUUGAAGUGUUUCGAAGUAACAAACUCACUUGCUGAUGUCGUGUUGUAUACGCCCUCAGUUUCAUCAUAUGAGCUUCGAUUAGGGCCUCAGGACUUUUUGCAUGCUUUGUACCAAAAGCUUCUUCCAUUUUUAGAGCAGGAUGCUAUGCUUAAGUCUAUCUUGCAUGCGAAGACUGCGGAAGCUUUGGUAACAGCACCUGCUCGGUUGUUAAGAUUUUAUGAUGAACAAAUAGCGGAUGACGAGAGCACUAUGUAUGAGUAUCUGGACCGCUCCAUAUAUGAUACGGCUGUAUUCAUUUCACAAGGUCUCAAUGAGAGUUCAUGA